AUGAGUUCUUGCUAUCAGAAUGUCAAGCGCAAACCCAGUUGGAAAAGGAUUGCCUAUCUGUACAGAGCUGCAGCUUCCGACUUUACACACAGGAUGCUGAGACCUCCUGAUGAUCAAGGUCAUCAACGGCUCCAGUAUUGGCCCUUCUCCUCUGCUGACCUCUAUAACUGGAAGUCUCAGAAUUCCCCAUUUUCUGAAAAUCCCCAGGAUGUGACUAACCUAGUAGAAUCUCUCCUUUUUACCCAUCAGCCUACAUGGGAUGAUUGUCAGCAGCUCCUACAGGUCCUCUUUAGUACUGAAGAAAAACAGCGCAUCCUCUUGGAAGCCAGGAAGAAUGUCCCAGGUGAUGACAGGCAUCCCUUCCCUCCUGCCUGCAGAUAUAGAUGCAGGCUUCCUAUUGACCAGACCCAACUGGGACUUCAAUACUUCAGAAGGAAAGGAGCACUUGAAGGUCUACUGCCAGGUUCUGAUGGCAGGUGUCAGGGGGCAGCUUUCCACCCCACCAAUUUGGCUAAGGUAAGAAUAACCCUUAAAGUGGAGGGGAAACCCACCCAGUUUCUUGUGGAUACAGGGGUCCAACACUCAGCCCUAUUACAAAUGGAUGGACCAAUUUCCAAUAAGAAGUCUUGGGUCCAAGGGGCCACAGAAAACAAACAAUACUCACAGACUACCCAAAGAACAGUGGAUCCUGGUGUGGGCUGGGUAUCCUGUUCAUUCAUUGUUAUUCCUGAAUGUCCCUACCCCCUGCUGGGGAGAGACCUUACUAAGAUGGGGACCCAAAUCCAUUUUCUCCCUGAGGGACCCAGGUCAAGGUCUGGCAGGGGAAAUCCUAUCCAGGUAUUGACCAUGAAGUUAGAAGAUGAAUAUCAAUUGUUUGAAAACAGUAGUAACAAAGCUAAAGAUUUGGAUUGGUGGUUGCAGAAUUACCCAAAGGCAUGGGCAGAAACUGCAGGGAUGGAGAAAGCCAAAAAUUGGCCCCCUAUCCAUGUUGACCUGAAAGCCCAAUCCAGCCCGAUAACAAUCCGCCAGUAUCCUAUGUCCAAGGAGGCUCGAGAUGGGAUCCAACCCCACUUUUUACACCUCCUCCAGCUGGGGAUUCUGUGGAAAUGUCCAUCUGCCUGCAACAUCCCCGUACUCCCUGUGUGGAAACCUGGGACUAAUGACUAUUGGCCUGUCCAGGACAUCAGGGAAGUGAACAAGCAGGUGACUGACCUCCACCAGAUCGUCCCCAACCCAUAUAAUGUGUUGAGUUCUUUGCCUCCCUCCAGAACUUGGUACACAGUUCUAGACCUCAAGGAUGCCUUCUUCUUCCUGUCCCUAGCCACUAAGGGUCAGGAAUAUUUUGCCUUUGAAUGGAAGGACCCAGACUAGGGCAUGAAGGGCCAACUCAUGACUCACCUGCCCCAGGGCUUCAAGAACUCCCCCACCACCUUUGAUGAGGCCCUACACCAAAAUCUGGCCACAUUCCAGGCAGCCAACUCUCAGGUUACUCUGUUGCAAUACAUAGAUGACCUCCUUUUAGCAGCUUCCAGCAAAGAACUGUGCUUGGACGGAAUGAAAUGCCUUCUCACUGAACUAGGAGAACUGGGCUACUGA
Messenger RNA from Mastomys coucha (southern multimammate mouse), 1596 nucleotides. RefSeq lists its product as uncharacterized. Lineage: Eukaryota; Metazoa; Chordata; Mammalia; Rodentia; Muridae. Gene Ontology annotation, biological process: virion assembly; proteolysis. The record is from RefSeq and is a predicted model, not a curated record. Gene Ontology annotation, molecular function: aspartic-type endopeptidase activity.